This is a messenger RNA of Bombus huntii, 691 nucleotides long. It is a transcript of the gene Polr3H, whose product is annotated as DNA-directed RNA polymerase III subunit RPC8. The record is from RefSeq and is a predicted model, not a curated record. NCBI's taxonomy places the organism in Eukaryota, Metazoa, Arthropoda, Insecta, Hymenoptera, Apidae. Gene Ontology annotation, cellular component: RNA polymerase III complex. Gene Ontology annotation, molecular function: DNA binding; DNA-directed RNA polymerase activity. Gene Ontology annotation, biological process: transcription initiation at RNA polymerase III promoter; DNA-templated transcription. Bases 33 to 644 code for a protein of 203 amino acids. The transcript is spliced from 5 exons.
AUUUUAGUCGUUUUAUCAUAUACAAUACAUUAAUGUUUGUCCUCGCGGAAUUAAAGGACACAGUUAGAAUUCCACCAUGGGAAUUCAAACGAAAAUUAAAUGAUGCUAUUACAGAUGAACUCAAUAGAAAAUUAGCUAACAAGGUUUAUCUUGAUGUUGGUCUUUGUAUUGCUCUUCAUGAUAUUACAAAAAUUGAGGAAUCAUAUAUUUUUCCUGGGGAUGGUGCAUCGCAUACCAAAGUAGUAUUUCGUUUCAUUGUGUUCCGUCCAUUUAUGGAAGAGAUAUUAAUAGGGAAGAUACGAAGCUGUAGUGUUGAUGGUGUUCAUGUAACAUUAGGGUUUUUUGAAGAUAUUGUAAUACCACCUAAUAAAUUGCAACAUCCAUCAAGGUUUGAUCAAAUAGAACAAGCAUGGGUGUGGGAAUAUGAUACAGGAGACGGUCAAAAGCAUGACUUAUUUAUGGAUGCAGGAGAAAUUAUACGAUUCAGGGUAAUAAGUGAAACAUUCACAGAAGCAUUACCUACGGGACCAAAUAUGUCCGGGGAGACUGAGAAAUCAGAAGCUAAAAAUACAUCUCCAUAUACCUUAGGAGCUGCUAUUGAUGAGCCAGGACUUGGACUACUCACUUGGUGGGAAAAUACCUAAGAGUACAAAAAUAAAUUCAGAUCAAUAAAUUUUUAUUUCACAGCACA